AUGGUAUCUGAAGUUACUCCUUCCCAUCAUCCCAUUCAUGGCGUGCACAUGGCCGACGCGACCAUCAGACAGGUGGUUUCUGCGUUUCCUGGUGCAAAACUGGAUGAUAUUGUUCCUCUAGAGAGAGGCAAAUCUUACAACAACCGAAUCUACUUUCUUACAGUCUCCAAGACAGCCCCAUGCUCCCUUUUUACAGACGGAGCCGAAACCUGUGACCUAGUUCUCAAAGUCAAUGGGCGCUUCUUUGGCGCAGACAAGAUUCAGAAUGAAGUGGGCUUUUUGCGAGUACUACAACACUUUUGCCCAACUAUCCCAACGCCACGCGCUUUGGCCUGGUCUGAGAAUGGCGGUGAUAUGGUGAUAUCCGUACCUGUCGGUAGUGAAGUGCGCGAAACGACACUCAGCCUUGACAAGUCGGACGCUGAUCACCAGCAUGGAGGCUGGAUACUAAUGUCAAGAGUCGCUGGCACGCCGAUAGCACAUGCCAACAUGAGCGAUGAGGAUACGAAACGGAUUAUGAUGGAGUUGGCAGACACUGUGGCGAUGUGGCGAACAUCAAUUCCAUCUCAAAAAUACGUUGGAAGUCUCCAAUUUCAGAAGCAAGGGGAGAUUGACGCAAAACCUGACAUCAUUAUUGGCGAGCCUGGAACACCAUCGCAUCUUGCCCUUGCUGUUCGCGGUAUCCUCAUUGAUGGUAUCAAAAUCUCCCAUCCUAUUCGUGAACCAGAAGAAUAUCAUCAAAUAAAGAUUCGAGAAAAGAUGAAGGAGCUCCAAACAUCAGACACAUACACAAAUAACAGAUCUCUGGUACCAAUUCUUGAACAGUUCAUGGCGGAGACACUGCCGCAUCUACACAUCGUUGGCAACACUAGAGAAGACAAAGACUCCAGCACAGGUCGUUAUGUUUAUACGCACUACGAUAUUUCCCCCCGAAAUGUUCUUGUUGCCGGUUCUCCUCCGCACAUCAGCGGAAUAGUCGACUUUGAAUUUUCCGGGUUCUAUUCCGUUCUGGAAGAGUUUAUCAACGACUACGGCAACAAUGUCGAUGACUGGAAGCAGGAACACUAUACAGCUUACCUGGAGAGACUGGAAGCAAAGGGUAUUAGCACUCCGCAUAAAAGUAUAGACACCGUCACUUGGAAAAAAGCGCACUGCAUGGACCGUAUGCUCGACAACAUUGCGCCGUGGUGGCUACCCGGGGAUAAGACGGGCGACGCUUUAGACGAAGCAUUACGUCAGGCCGAGGCUACUGUGAGGGAAAAUAUUGCUGCUCUAGAGGAGUUGAUACAAUAGUCAGAGAAUAGAGUACAUAAUAAAUCCUGUUACACAUUCUGUGUUUGAUUCCUCGGUGGCAAUGCUUAUAGCCGUAUUCUCUCACCCUGUUAUACGGUACCCCACUGAGCUGAAUCACUCGCUCUACCUGUACAGACCGCUACGCCCAACAACUCCAUCUCAC
Messenger RNA from [Torrubiella] hemipterigena, 1456 nucleotides. NCBI's taxonomy places the organism in Eukaryota, Fungi, Ascomycota, Sordariomycetes, Hypocreales, Clavicipitaceae. The record is from the annotation of a GenBank genome assembly.